Messenger RNA from Dermacentor silvarum, 13572 nucleotides. It is a transcript of the gene Hsepi, whose product is annotated as D-glucuronyl C5-epimerase-like. Gene Ontology annotation, biological process: heparan sulfate proteoglycan biosynthetic process. The record is from RefSeq and is a predicted model, not a curated record. Lineage: Eukaryota; Metazoa; Arthropoda; Arachnida; Ixodida; Ixodidae. Gene Ontology annotation, molecular function: heparosan-N-sulfate-glucuronate 5-epimerase activity. Gene Ontology annotation, cellular component: Golgi apparatus.
GCCCGAAACCUGCCAAAGCUCAAAACAUCAUUGCCCUUUUCUCACGAUGGUCGUGCGGUUGUGCGCGUUGUUUUGUGGUGUGUGUAUGCUGCUCUGGACUUGAUAAGUGAACAUGUGACGCGCGACAUGCCAUAAGUGUGUAAAGCCAAGCAAUGCUGCUGGGAGGCGGUGUGAGGAUGCGGCCAACCAAGAAGCUGCUGUUUGUGCUGACCCUGUCGGGUGCUGCACUGACGCUGCUCUCCUACCUGGCCCGCUGCAGCACACGCAGUCCCCUCAGUGCAGCCGAGCCGCUUCUCAUGCAGGCAAACACCAGCGGUGGCAUCAGCUUGGGAGCCAGGGGUAAGGCACACCUAGCACAGGAAAUCAAGUGUGUCAUCAAUGACGACUAUGCUGUGCCCUGUCGGAAGGAAGGACCAGAAGUGUACGUGCCCUUCAGCUUCGUGCGCAAGUACUUUGAGGUGUAUGGCAAGAUUGCCUACCGGGACGGCAAGGAGGUGCUUGACUGGCAACACAGCUAUUCCAAGGUUAUGGCACCGACCGCCCCGUACCACACGGCUGGGCCUUUUCUCUGGUUCGAGAACUACAACGUGGCCGUCCGUGACCGGGUCAAAUGCAUCAGUGGAAUGGAAGGUGUACCCAUCUCAACGCAGUGGGACUCCAAGGGCCAUUUCUACCCUGUACAGAUUGCACAGUUUGGGUUGAGCCACUUCAGCAAGAACUUGACGGAGCCACCGCCAUCCGUGGCUCUUCUCGAGAAUGGCGUGCGCAGCCAGCAUGGCUCCUGGGUUGCCUCCUCUAGGCUGAAGGCAAGCUACUCGAGGCUCCGUGAUGACGAAACUGAGGGGCAUGUCUUCGAGUUUCGAACCAGUGGCACAGCCCAGGACCAAGGAGUGGCCUUUGCACUCAAGCAAGAGUGCUACAAUCUCACCCUGUUGGUUGACCUUAGGGUCAUUCUCAAUGGCAGCCUCAGUGUAGUCCUCACUGCCGGCAGCACCGACAAGCCAUCCCUGUAUGGCGUCCACUACAUCAUGACCGACACUCACCUAGCCGUGGAUGACCACGACGUCUAUUAUGGGAUCGGCACACAGCGCUCCUGGAUGCACCUGACUCGAGACUUGGCCGUUGACCUGGUCAAAGGGCUCAGCUUUGGGCAACGAAAGAUGGCCACUCGGCCUCGCAACCUUCGUGUUCACAGCAUUGUUCUCAGGGGCUAUGGCCUCGUCGACAACCUCACUCUGACCACCAGUGCACAUGAGGCCCACUUCUUUGAUUCGGCUGAGUGGCUUGUGCGACACCAAGAUGACACGGGUGGUUGGCCGAUUCAGGUGACACGCCGCCUCUCCAACGGCAUGCUGGAGCUAGAACCUGGCUGGUAUUCAGCUAUGGCCCAAGGCCAGGCCAUGUCGGUGCUGACACGUGCCUACUUGACAACGGGGCAGAGGCGAUAUCUGGACACUGCCCUGCGUGCCACAGCGCCAUUCAAAGUGCGUGCCGAGACCCACGGGGUCAUGACGACUUUCCUCGGCAAGUUUGUGUGGUACGAAGAGUACCCCACUGUACCCAGUUCGUUUGUGUUGAAUGGCUUUAUAUACUCGCUCUUCGGGCUCUAUGAUGUCAAGUCAACUUGUGGGGAUGGGGCGGGUUUAUUGGAGCAGUGUAGGGACGCGGAAAAGCUUUUCCUUGAUGGGAUGGUUUCAUUGAAGCGAAUGCUGCCACUGUUUGACACUGGCUCGGGAACAGCCUACGACCUGAGACACUUUUCGCUGGGCAUCGCGCCAAAUCUCGCUCGUUGGGACUAUCAUACAACGCACAUCAACCAGUUGCUCUACUUGGCGACCAUAGAUGAUGAUCCCAUCUUCAAGACUACAGCCGAUAGGUGGAUUCAGUACAUGAAAGGCUUUAGGGCACCACAUAACUGAACGGGUGUGACAACGAUCCUGCCACGAGUGUGAACUUGACAGGUCUUCGAGGAGCACCUGCAAUUAGUUUUACAUUGCUGAUAGUCAUGGUCAGUUGCCUUGACUCUGGCUAAAGAAACUUAGGCCGAUGUUUAACAGAAUCGAAUGUGAGCAAAGCAAUGGUCAUGGUUUCCACAUAAUUUCUGAUCCUGCGAAGAUAAGGAUUUGAAAUGUGAUAUCAUGGAAAUCGACACUGCCUUUCGAUGGAUGUCAUACAGAUGUUGUCAACUAUCAUCGGAAUGUUGUCAAGAGUAGUUCAGCAUCAUUCAUGCAGGCUUUCUUAUAUAGUGAAUUCCACUGGUCAUUCUGGAGGAGCUACCUGAAUCAUUCAGUAAGCACACUGAUCAAUCUCUUAUUUUCAAGUUAAAAUCUGCAAGUGGAGCACAAGAAGCUCUGCGCUGCCUCAAAUUGGCAGCUGUCACACAACCAUUAUCCCCCUCCCCCCUUUUUUUUAAACUAUAUUACGUGUCAACAUCAAGAGGGAGCAAUCCGUCUUGGAGUGAGUUGAUCUGAAAUGACCAGUGGAAAAUGCAAUCCUACUUGUAAUUAAGCAAAAAGAAUAGCUUCGCUAUGCAGCAAAAAAAAAAAAUUGUGCUCUAGAUUGACCACUGGAAUUCAUCUUUCAUUACAAAUUGACUGGACAUACAGCACGAGAACAGCACUCAUUUGCUUUAUGCUAAAACAGAAUGUUGUUGGCUGCCUUCCAUUAUAUUGUGUGAUGCAUUUGUUGGUUUGGGUGAACUGUGGUUGAAUAGUUGAGGAAUGGUUAGUGCUGGCAAAAGUAACAGUAGCUCAUGCUGCUCGUGAUUUGUGUAAGGCAUCUGUUCUUCAAGGAAGUUAUCCUUGUUGGGAAAUUGCUAUUGGGAAAAGUGUGCGAAAAGAAAUUUUGUUCACUUUUUUAUUAGCUUUCUUGCUGCUCGGCCUGCAGUAAUAGAAAUUUUUCACACUUCGGUUGCUCGAUCCAAAAGCAUCCUGAAGCAAGCAAAUAAUAAUUAGCAAUAGUAGUUAUGGUAUUGAUGUACGGGAGACACUGAUUAUUUGUAGAAACAUGCACAAGUUAGACAUGGCAGUUUCGACUCACUAUUUGACUCACUCUUUGACACUGGCUCGGGAACAGCCGACUACCUGAGACACUUUUCGCAUAUUAGCGCAUAUUUUUUUUUUCUUUUUUGUGCAUUGUGUGCAUUCGUCAUUCAAAGCAUACGGAUCACAAGCCCUAAUUCAUGCCUUAGUGUAAGCCCAACGGCAGUGUUCUUAAAUAAGUUGUACUCACCUUAAAUGAAAGUGUUCUCUCUCACUUUUUGACUAUGUUAUACAAGCCAUAAGGCUCUUGAAACAGUUUGAAGUUUCUUUGUCAAGUUUCCUCAUCCUUAGUUUUUACGAUAUUACAUUGCCUUCCUGCAAUGUAAAAGCUUUGCGAAUACACUAGAGCAAUGCCAAACACAUCUCUGGGAAGCCUUAGUAUGUUUCAGUGCAUGCACGCCGUGUCAAUCUUGUCAUAUUACAAUAAGGUAAUCUGCAAUCAGAAGUGUGAGUGUUCCAAAAGCUUUAUUACCUUGGCUUUACUAAACCAUCAUUAGAAAUUAACCUAGUAAAAUGUCUUUGUGGAAUGUACUCAGUUCAGCUGAACCAGUUCAUCAGCCAUAUAUAGAUUUAGGUAUAUCUGACGAGGAAGACACGGAUUGUGGUCAUUUUGUUGGAAUGUGAGCAGAAUGUUGUUCCAAUGUUCCUGGAUUGAGCAUUAGCGCAUUCCUGCAUGUGUCAGAUUGCAAAUUUGAAGAAUUUUCCGGUGCAUUUUUAUAUAGUACUUUGCCCCAGCCAAGCGCCAUUCACUAUUCGACUCACUAGUGGCUAUUUCACACUUGUCAUUAGUGAGAGUAAUCACCAAGGUAUGCUCUCGCCACGAAGUGUCCACAUGGGUUCUAGUGUGUGUAUAUAUACAUAUGUACAUGUCUCAAACGUGCACUCGAAGCGUAGUUUGGUGAUCAUGUGGGCACAAUGAAAUGCCAUUGUCUUUCAUCAUUGUACUACUGGCCUCGAGGCUGUUGCUAUAGCAAUUGAUGCAAGAUUGUUUGAUGGCCAGCAGUCAUGGCAGGAUGGGAAGAAGACGGCUGAGGUUAUAAGCCUAAAGACGGGAAUUGGCCACUGUAGAUAUUUAAAUCUCUUUAAUGCUUGUUGCCUUCUUCAUUUUCUUUUCUGCAGCAUAUAUUUAAAGCAUUGUAAUGGAGAGAAUCAAAGCUGCAAAAGUUCACGAGGAUUGGGACAAGGCAGUUUUACUCGCUGGCAAGAGAAGAUUGGUCGCACACAAUGAAAAUAUUUAGCAAGCACGUCCAUCAGGAGCCUAAUGCAACAAGACAGGUUGAUUGUUUCUAUUACAAUAAGUGCUGCAUGAACUCAAAUGCCUAGUUGGUCGUCUUAUAAAUUUUGUUUUAUGGACAGACUGAAUAUUUAUUGUCUUGUGUUAUUGUUAGUGCAAGCUCUUAUAUACCAGCUUUUGUGUAGGGAUGAUGGAAUGCCUUGGCUAACCUACAUUCUCUUAAAGAGCCCCCUCACCAGGUUUAACCGUUGGAAACACAAAAGUGCGAUGCAUAGACUAAGCGUCGACAAUUGUGUCUGCAAGGUAAUAUACAACGUUGUCCGCCACAAAUACAGCUGAAAAUUGAAAUGGUAGCCUGCGCACCUUUACUUUGAGUAUGCCUCACUUCCCGGCAAAGGGGUGUCACAUUAAUAGGAAGUGGGACUUGUGAUAACGUAACAUAGUCCUUCAGCUCUGAUAUGGGAGAAGGCAGGAAAGGAAUAUUGCUUGUGAAUGCUAGUUGUGGCUAAGGGAGAGAGUCUUUGUGCUGGCAGUGCAAUUUCAAUUCUCGGCAGCAUGUCAUCGUGAUAUUUCAAUUUCUCCUAUCUCUUCUAAUAGUGAGCCAAUUUGAAAAAUUGCAAUGCUCCCUAGAUGCCAGUUUACAACUCCCAUUGUACAAGCAAAAUUUAUUUAGUGCCUGGUAAAGGGUUCUUUAAGAGCUAGAGGCGGUCAGAGACGAUCAUUUAGAUCAUCUGCUUGUAAUAGCUUAAAUAAAUUUGCGCGUAAUAUUAUCAUCUUUGGCAAUUCAGGAUGCUUUGAUAACAGCGUGCUUUCAUUUAACCAUGUCACUGUCGUGAUUGUGGCGACCAUAGCUCAGUGAAACUGGAGCUUUGAGCUUCGCUCUUUAUAGAGAGAACUUACAUCUUGGUAUAUGUCAUGCAUGCCGCCCAAGUGGCAUGAUGCCAGCUUGGCACUUGAAAGGCACUUCAUAUGGCUAAUGCCUUGAUGCAUUUUCAUUGAUGGACUUGCUAGUGCAUCAGUGCCUUGAUGCACUAGACCUUUACGUUUGAAUCUUGGAAGGCGCAGCUGCAGUUGCUCAUAACGGUUCAUGAUGUCUUCAGUGGCCAUUAACUGUCAUGCUUGUCUUCACCUUAUGCUGACAGUACUAACAUGCAAGGUGGCAUCAGCAUCUUGCAUGAAUGCUUUGCAAGAGCCAGUCCUACUGCCGUGUUAUUUAUUUAUUCAUUGUUGCUUACAGGUUGUUACUCCUGACGUGGUGUUCUUAUAGAAGUGGGGCUUGUGCACUAGGCACAGCACUGCAGUGCGGUAAAGUUGAACAGGGCUGUUCAUUUCUCGUGCACUAGCUACAUCAGACAAAGGCAUCAUUGUCAUAAUUUGUAGAAGACUUCAUGAAGGGCCACCUUUCAUGGCCAAUAACUAAUCCAUUCUCUGUGCAACAUUCUGAUACUGCAAUAUUUAUGCUGUUUUGCUUAUCAGCCAGAAAAGGAAUCUGUUGCCACCUUUGGUAAUAGAGGGGGCCUGAAACGUUUUUUGACAAAGGGAACAUUGUGCUCUCAGUUGGUUUUGAAUUACUUGUGCUGAAAUAGAUAGAUAGAUAGAUAGAUAGAUAAAGAACUUUAUUGAGGUCCUGAAGGAUUCCGCCCCUAUUUUAUAGGGGGAGGAUCGCGGGCCGCUCCCACGUAGGGACGGGGAGGCCUAGCCUCACCGCCGUGUCGUGGAAAGAUAGAAAAAAAAUCUUGAGGUAAUCUCUGCUACAAAAUAAUGGGUCGUAAAGAAAAUAUAAAGUAUCUGUUCUAUGUACCAAGCACUGGGCAGUAUUUUGCUCAUUCGUAGAGUACGCACAAAUACAUCUUUUUUUUUUUUCUCUCUCUCCAGUUUACACCCUCAUCACCUAUGAAACUUAGUCUUCCUCAUCCCCAUUGCCAAUUUACAUUGCGGCCAUUAUGAAUUUGUCAAAAGCAGCAUGUCACAUGCAUGACACAGCACAAAGAGGAGCCCAUUGUCUUGUAUGUAGAAUGCGUCGUGAACUUGCAGCUUGCUGCUGCAAAGACCCCAUGGCCCCUUGUUUAGCUUAAUUUUCCUGGCUCUGCUUUCCUUGCCAUGUCCUGUUGAUGAGGGGCUUCAUUGAAGGCUUCGCAAUCGGUUGUCUGAUUUGUGACAAGUUUCACCCACUGUCCAAGCCAGUACAAUUGGCAAUGUGCUCUGCUUGUUGUUAUCAUGAGAAAUUGUCCACAGUGAGCUUCUGGCAUAAAGCAGUGCACUGGGCUUCCUCGCACCUCUCUCAGGCCCAAGGAUGUUUUUUUGUUGUUUUUUUUCCACACUGUGUAACAUAGUUGCAUGUCUCCAGUGGUGCAGUCACCAACUUUGCCGAUCAUUCCUACCUUGCAUUUCUUUCUCUUCCGUGCUUUGGCUCAUUCCUUGAUGAACUGCUGACUCCAUUCGAUUCGCCAAGAUGUAUGUGGUGCUUCUGUGGAAACUAUUGCCUUCCGUCGUAUGUGUACCUGUUAUUGUAAUGAAAGCUGUUCAUGUUUCAUCAUGAGGCGGCAGAAAGCUAUCUCUAGACUAUACAUCCAUGGCUAUAGAUUUAGCAGAGGCAGUUUGGAAUCCAUAGACAAGCGUCGACAGCACAUGGAAACUAGCUCUUUGUGGAAACCAUCUGGUUGCGUGGAGUGCUGAUGCGGCCUUAAAACUAAGAAACUGCACUUGUCUUUUUAAAUUGAAUGAGUCAGCUACUUCAUCGAAUGCUUUGCAGGCAGCUUAUGAUGUUCACUGUUGAAUUGGUUUUGUAGUGAGACUUGCAGGAGCGGUACACCUGCAAAAUUAUGUGGACAUUGAUGGUCAUGGAUCUUGUUAUAGAUUGUGCUGUGUAGUUAAUCACACAUGCAAUGGCUCAUCAAUGUAUGUAAUGCUCUGUACAAGUUUCGUCCUUGGUUACAUUGUCAUUAGGUUAAAAGGUAAUGUAUGAUUCUUCAAUAUCAGUGUGAGUGAGAAGCAUUGAAACCUCUCUCACACCCCACUCUAUGCAACCAAUAGACAAAACACAUAAGCUCAGCUUGUGUUGGAAGGCCCUCUUUAGAAAAACAAAAUUAAAACAAGGAAAUAUGUAUUGUACAGUCCAACAUUUUGCUUUAGGAGAAACAACCUUCUUUUUAACCUCUGAAGCUUUGUUAUGGGGAGAAAGAAACAGUGUUGGUAGAGACAGCCUACAACGUAGAACAUUGCUCACACAUUUUUUAUGGGACCAUGAAAGAAGCACGUCUUUCAAAAUCUUGAUAUGCGCUUAUGUGAAAGAUGACAGGUUCUUAAUUUGAUUAAGCCAAGAUUUAAUUGACAGAAAUGCUGUUUUUGACAGCAAAGCAGUGUCACAUAUGCUUGUGCUGGCAACGAGGUGAUGGUACAGCUGACUUAGGAAUGAACUCUCCCACUACUUCAGUUUGUUUAAUAACCAAGCUGUUAAAUCACAUGCUUCUUGGACAUUUCAGCUGUGGCAAGGCAGGUACCCGUUGAUGAAAUAAAACACUUCGCAAAAAAGGGACUAAAACUUAAUAUUCUGGGGGCCGUACGGGUCCUUUGUUCACAAUUGACAAAAGCAAUGCUUGUUAGAUGAGUUUCUGUCAAACUCUUAAUUAUUAUUUGGGAGGUACCUAUUGCAAUGGCUGAGUGGCAAUACCAUUCUGCUUAGCAUGAGGUCACUGGUUCAAUUCAUGGCUGUGGUGGCCACAUUUUGAUUACGGCAGAAUGCAAAGAUACUCUUAGAGGUACUGCACCCUAGGUGCGGUAGUACCUUGGGCGCAACACGUCCAGUAACUUCAGGUAAUGAAAAAUAAUCUUGGGCCCUCCAUUACGACACCUCUCACAGCCUCAGUAGCUGUUGUGUUGCUUUGGGACAUGAAUCCCCACAAAUCAAUCAUAGCAGCAUGAUAGAUUGUUUAAAUGCACGAACAUGCAAAACAGGAUUCAAUUUUGGGUGGACCCACACAUGCAACAGUAAGACUGGUAAUUCCGGCAAAAUGUUUAACGUCAAGAGAAGGGGGGCUGCAACUGAGGUACUGGUCAACAUGUAUUUCUUUGGGAGUUGUAUCAUUUUCAGUGUGUGCCAUCUGGCAGAAGUGAGAAACAAAAUGUGUGUAUAACAUUAUAAUCGCAUCACUUAGGUGUUGAGUGCAUUGUUAGCCCUGGCAGCAGGGGUAAAACUUCGGCAAAUGCCUGCUGGUGUAAGUAGACAUUGCACUAGAUGGUGUGUUGCACAAGAAUCAAAGUAUCGCUACAAAGAGAUCAUUAGAGAGUACAGCUACCGCUGAAUGCCUGUCAGCUACGUUCUGCUGUAUUCAGGCUUUCGGGCCAUAUAAAUCAAUGCGAAAGCUUCCUUGAUGUUGCCAUGCUUGAAAUGAGCAGCCCUUGUAUGAAUGCCCUAUACAUGCCGACCUGCUGAUUUUGCUUCCAGUGUCAGCAGCUCCUCUCCAACUCCUUGCUCGUAUAUUUCACGUUUUUGAUGAGAGGAGAGCACAGUCUUCCAGGGGUGCGCGUGCAGGUCGGUUUUAUGCGCAUACAGCAAGAUGUAGUAACCUCUGAAGUUGGCAUCUGAGUGGUGCAUUUAAAGGCCUCCAUGCAUGUGUGUGUGUGUGUGUCUCAAAGUUAAUGCCCUUCAUUACAUGGUUUUUAUUUUGUACUUUAUUGUGCGCAGUUGGGUCUGCAUGCUUGCUGUGCAUUCAUGCUAUAUCAAAGUGUGUCUGUGUGUCCUUGUUUUGUCAGCAGAUAAUCGAUUUUGUAGCUACCAGGGGCGAAGUUAGUAUAUAUGCACUCAUGUCAAUGUCUUAGGGAAAAUAGAGAACAUGCGUCAGUGGUAGUCACAUGUUAUCUUGCUUGCAUCAUUUUUGAGAUGCACUAAAGUACGCUGUGUUUGAAGGGAGCACAGCUGCUCAGCCAUUUUGCAUUCCAGCCAUUAGGGCACACCUUGAAUCUAAGCUGUUGCAAGCAUUAAAAUAGGAACCAUGAUCUGCCAACAUUUCUGUAGUACCUCGAGCAGCAUGUGUAAGUAAAAUUAGCACGACCAAGCUUGGUUAGAUAUCAUUACAUGUUGUAUAAAUUCACAAUUCAUAAAUAGUUCUGUUGUUGAAGGAGCACACUUUAAAUGCAACAAUGACUGCAUUAGAAACCUGUCUUUCCCUCACUCUUAAAUGGCUUACGUGAUUUCUGGUGACAGGUUCUUUAAAGUUAGCAUAUAACUCUAUCUGGAGGACAUCGAAAAAACUGCAUUGCUGUCAUGUUAGUCUGCCAGAAAUCUUAAGCAUUUAGAUUUCUUGUAACAUAACCAGUUAUGCUAGUUUGGUUUCGUCAAUGUGAGGCAAUGCUUCUUUCAAUUUCAAUCUUUUAAUGUCAGGUAUAACAACUCCUGAGCUGUGUUCGAUAAAUGCACACAUGUUCCUUUUUUUGCCAAGUCUGCAGCCUUGUUGUAUCAUGAUGACACCAACACUAUGUUUGCUGCAUGCUGUAUAGCAGAGGCUUCAAGCUUACCGCCUGCAUGCGUUUCUUUUUCCUUUGAAGAUGUUUCUCCAGGAGCGAUUUCCUGCUGUAAGUCCUUUUGUAUCUCCAGCUGCAUUCAAUGUAAGGGACAUCUGGCUGGUGGCAAACUCAAAAAUCUUAGGCACAGUGACAUCCGACAGCUGGCUUUACUACACAUUUUUUUCGGACAUUAAUUGAGCUUGAAUCUACUGCUGUACAGCUUGCCUAAACAAAAAUGUCUGUUUGCCUUACAAGCCUUCAUUUUUCAUGGCACUUUUUUUUUUUUCUCUUGCUAUCAAGAGAUGGUCUAGGUUCUAUCCGAAAAGAGAGGGGAGAAGAGGAGGAAACGUUGCCGAUUUAUGGUUAGGGUCAAGUAUUCGCAUUCUAUUUUCUGAAAAUUUUGCCCAACUUUUUUAAAAUUCUGCAUGGAAAGACAAUUCACGGUGCUGUGCUGCUGAGAUUUAGGUCGUGGGUUCUAUCCUGGCCACGGAAGCCGCACUUCAAUUGGGCCCGAGGGAAAUUCAAAAACACCCGUGCACACUGAAAAAAACACAGAAGUCAAAAUUAAUCGAGUCUCCUACUGCAGCAUGCGUCUUAAUCAGAUCGUGGUUUUGGCACAUAAUACCCCAUAAUCUUUUUUUUUUUAUUCCUUCUUCUCAACAGCCUGGUUCGUCCUCUUCAUCCUUUGAUAGAAAUAAAUGUACAAUCACGAAGACAUCUCAUUAGCCUCUUGGAGUGAACUGCACAUCAGUAUUGUUUUAACCUCUAGCGUAUCAUUUUGUUGGCAUUGUUUGUAUUUACUAUAACGUUAUUGAGCAAGCCUUUUUGUUGUUUUUAAUUUGUCAAUAUCUUGUUGCCUUUUUUGUUUUGUUACCAUACUGUUUACAUUUUUGCUUCUGUCUUGCACAGGGUUGAUAAAUAACCGAAUCAUGCUCUUACCAUUAUUACCUGAGAUGUGUCUACAUUUUUUUUUUUUUUUUUGAAGUGGUUUGCAUUUUUGCAGUUCCGCACUGGAGAGGGUACUGGUAUUUUUGAGUCUGCAGCAACUCCCCACUUUGUAGUCCUAGACGCAGAAGGAACCUUCUUUUCAGAACUUGCUGUUGUGUGAAAAAGCACCAUUGUGCGCUACAACGAGAAACUGCAGUUUAUGUUAAAAAUUUUAUUGCAUCAUCUGCAAUAAGAAGGCUUUAGCUACAAUUUGAUGUCGGUGCAUCAAUAUUGCGGCAUGGCUGGAUAGGUAUGAGAUUUUUUUUUUUCCCCCUAAUGUUGCAUGAUUACAGGCAGUCUAUUAACUACAUGGAACACCUAGACAAACAUUACCGUCUCGAAAUAGAGAAUGACAUUUCUAUUCUUGGUGUCCUUUCCUCUCUCUCUCUCCCUUUUCACCCUCCUUCAUGAUAAUAUUUUCUUUUCUGUUUUUCUGUUGUUCUGCUUGUUAUGUAGCCAAUAGAACAUGAUAAGAUUCAAGUGAAAGAGAAGCAUAUCAAAGCUCUUACAUGAGGCAGUGCCGGCUGUGUUAUCUUUUGUUUACAUGCCAUGGUGUCCCACCUAGCACUUGUCUGUAAAAGAAGCACCAGAGGAGCUUCUGAUUCAUGUGCUAAUAUUGUUGCCUCGCUUUGUGAGCAUUCGGGAUCAGGACCUCGCAUAUCACAUCUAUUCAUUCUGUCUUGAAAUGUAUGAAUGAACAAGAACAUGUCACGCCCUUGCGGUAUUGGGAUUUUUUGAUAAACUUGCAUGGUGUCUAGGUGUUCAUAUUACAGCUGUUUCAUGUGCUUCAAGGACUUUUGAAUGUACAAGAGAUACUGAGUGUUAACAGUGAGUUGACAACACCCCAAUGUGGGGCAUCUGUAAAAGGUUUGUUUUUCAAUUUGUUUGUGGCUCUUGCAAAUAUGUUUAUGUUCUAGCUAUGUAAGUACAUGCAUACUUUGGUCUACAUUUUGGCAAUUUCUUUGACCUUUCUUGGCAUUGAAAUAUUUUUGCAAAGUGUGUGUCAUCUGUGCAGAUUUUUGUUUCUUAUUACUAGUGCCAUUUCCUCUCGCGCUAUAUGAAAUAGUCGUAUUUUUAGGUUUGUUAUUAACCUGGCUCUCUGUGAGUGAAAAAAUUGUUGGAACCACAUCAAAGCCAUGUACUCAGGGUCAUGUCACACAUGUAAGAUGCUUUCCAAACAAGUCUCCCAUUUUCUUUUGCCCCUUCCUUUUUUUUUCAUUGAGAUUGUUCUAAGCAUUUCUGUCUCGCAUGGAACUCUUUCUUGCUAUGGCAAGUUCACUGUCAUUCACACUGUUCCUGAUACGAAGGCGUCAUGUUCACAGGUGACUUUCCAUACUCUCCUUCUUGUGCCCAAUUUUAGUUGUGAGCAUAGGAAUUGCAUGGCUGCAUUGUUUUACAUUGUUUCUUUCAUUUAAAUCUACAUUAAGUUAGCAUUCACAUUUCCUACCACCACGCUGAUUGUGGUGCCUGCCUUGUAACGCUCUUUCGUCCAUGUAGUCUGCAUUCUUUUCAUUAGUUUUAUGGUUGUGGUUCCAGACAGUAAAUGCGCUGUUUUUAUUCGUUGUUUUCUAUUUAUAGCCAUAUUUAUUUUUGCUCGAGGGUGUUGUUUUUACGUGUGCAGUGGUAUUUCUCUCCGAUGUGAACUCUCGUGGGGGCCCCAUUGCUUGAAGAUUUUAAUGCACAGUUUUUUGCAACGUGUCACAGGAGACCAAGACAUCUCAAAGUGUGUGUGUAUAGUGUAUAUUUGCUAUAAGGUUUGAGCUCAGGGGUAAGCAUUGUUGUAGACAUUUAUACUGCCAAUCCUAUUGUAGACAAAAUGCCUUGGGAUUGCAGACAAUUUCUGCAUGCUGCAUAUUUGUGCUACGAAACUGCUUAUCUGACAUCAUUAGUAUCAAAGCUAUGAUCCACUGAAUGACACAUACAGAUGCAAAGUAUUUAUCUGAUUGUAGAGUUGCAGUGAGAUACAAAAACAGAUAUGUUCCACAAUUAGUUUAGCUUUAAGAAGUGCUUUUUACAGACCAGAGCAGUUUCUUCUCUGUGUGUACGUACUCUUUUUUACCCUCUGUUGGAGAUUGGGGGAAAUCCAGCCUGGUGUAUUCACUGUUUCAUACAGUGUCAUUCGUUGUUGAGUUAGUGAAAUUGAAAUGUCCCAUGCUGGCUCUUCUAGUGUGCUCGAUUCCCCUGUUGCGUUCAAACACCUGCAUAUAUGCUGAUGUUAUCUGCUUCUUCAUUGAGAAUUAGCUUUUGUGGAAUAAUUUCACCAUGCUUGUCACUGGAAAAUUAAAAGGCAAAUCAUACCGUCAUAGUGCUGUGCUUUAGCUUCGAAUUUGUCUUGUAGUAACACAUAGUGUUUCGGGCUUUCAGGAUUUUUAGCCAUUGGCCUAUUUACCACUGCUUGCUGCUUGAAAGGCAUUUUUGGCAUUCAUAACAAAUGUAAUGCAAGUUUCGAAGUUGCUGAAAUUUGGAAGGUGUCAACACCGUUGUAUAGAUGUCUACUUCAUUUUAUCUUCUGUAUUGUAUUUAAGUGGUCUGGUAAUGUUGCCUUUUCUUUUUUUCUUGUGCAUCCUUGGCCAAAACCCCGUGUACGCUAGCUGGUGGAGCUGCGAAAAUCCAUAACUAGAACAAAUGCUCAGCAUUUGGUCCUUCAGUUGUGCUUACUUUUGACGGUGACCACGUAUUUAAGUGAUUGCUCAUGCUGGUCCAAGACUAUGGCAGGUUGUUUUAGAAAACUAAGGAGGUAUUUGUUAAACUUUGCUGGACAGAUGUGUCUAUGGAUAUUUCGGGAAAUAAAUGGUUGUGGAAAAAUGC